UAGUGAUAUCGGAAGUUUGGUGAUUGGAAUUUCAAAAUAAUUUACGACAAAUAGCAAAAAGCAAUUCAUAUUCAUGAAAGGAAUUUUAAUUCGAAAGUCUUAGCCGGAAGUGAUUUUUAUGUUGUGGUUCUUGACAGUAGUGGUAUCUUGACUAAAGGCGAUUGAGGCCUGCAGAGUUACUCGAUAGAAACGUUUUAGUUUCAUAUAGUUAUAGUUUUAUAUUUUCAGUUGCUAUGAGCCUGCAGGUUAAAGACUCCGACGUUGCUGAUACAGUCGAGAAGCUAAAGCAGAAAUAUUUGGACAGGAGGAAACAGUUGCCCCCCUCAGAAGACACUGCCUCGGGAACCAGUGAUGAGGCAGUACAAAGGCUCAUUUUGGCCAGCAGAUCCAAGCAGCCGAGCAAAGAGUUCAAAUGCUACAGCAAAGCUUUACACGAACUGUUCAACGCAGUUACCAACCAUCCUGACCAGUUUGGCAGUGAUUGUAGUCUGCAUGGCAGUAAUGACGACCUGAGUGGGGAGUCUCAGGUGCUGUAUACAGAAACAGAUGUGACCUUGCCUUCCUGUCUGGAUGGUAGCCCUGGGUCCCAGGAAACUGAGACUGACGGGAAGUUUCAGAGAGCUCCUCAACUCCAUGACUCAUGCCGUUCCUCUUCCUUAGUACUAGUAAAGGUGUACCAGGAGAUGAUGACCAUAUAUGAACAACUAAAGGCAGAGCGUCAAAGCCAGCAGCAGUGGGAGAGGGAGCUGCAGGAGCGAGAGAGGAGGCUGAAGCAACAGGAAGAGGCUUUUGGGAGUCUGGCCGGGCUGGAGGAGAUGGUACGCACCGGCAUGCUGGCUGUAGAGGAGAAACACCAGCAAGAGUUGAGCCAGCUGCAGGAUCUUCUUCGAGAGAGGAGCAAAGAGAACAGGAGGCUGAAGUCCAGCUUUGACACCAUCAAGGAGCUUAAUGACAGUAUGAAGAAGCAGAUAAAUGAGAUCAGUGAACAUAAUAAGAAGUUGGAGAGCCAGUCCAAGAGGGCGCAGGCCCGACUUGAGAACUUACAGCGGAAAUACGAGUACAGCAUAGCAUCGAGAGCAUGUCAGAAAAUUAGCACAGAGUGUAUUAAACCAUCCAAAAAGGAGAAAACUGCUGCCUCUGGAAAACCCAGCAACAAGGACAGCUCCAUUUCCACCCCACUAAAGCUCUUGGCCCUCUUACUGGACUGGACACUUGAUGGACAGAAGUUCUCAUCAGUAGCAACAAACGAAGGGAACAGGGUUGGCCAGUGUCUGCCUCCAGAAGUCAUACUCAAUGAGAGAUGCCUUAAGGUGCUGCCGUUAUUAGCAGAUCAGCUUCAUCACACUCCACUGUCAGAACCUGACCUCCUCCUCAACCUUCUUCGCCUCAUCCACUGGGCUUUGAGACACAUGGACAGCAGUUCACAGCAUGUAGCACUAUCUGCCACUCUGCGGCGGAUCGGAGAGGAAGUAUCAAAGCCCCCAGCCCAGUUAACAGCGCCUCACGAUCCAGACCUGCCCUCCUGCAGGAGCCGACCCCUUUACCGCAGCCCCUGUUCCCACACACGCAUCCUCUCCACCCUCAUCAUCUUUCGGACUGUCACACAAGCUGAUGUGCUGGCCCAGGUUCUAGACAGUCUUCAAACCGAGCUGAUGUCUGAGGAGAGCCGAGGCCUUUUCAUCCACUAUGGAGGAGUGUGUGUGCUGCUGUCAGUGCUUCGGGCUGGCCGUGGAGGUCUGCAAACACCUGUAGACAUCCUGAUACAGCUAACUGAACAGUCCUGCUACUUAAAUCCCUUCCUGGAGGCAUGUAGCUGUGAGGAGUUUUUCCGAACAGCCGCCCAGCUUCUUAAAAACCCUCGCUUGGAGCUCCCAUCGCUGGAGAAGCUAUCCAUCCUUCUCCAGAAGCUCUCCAGCAUCAGGAAGAACCGUCGACUGUUUGAACUGACCUCCCUCCACCUCCAAAUACAAGAACUUAAUCACAAAACCAACCACACAAGCACCUUCCUCUGCCUUAACCUGAGAGCCAUCCUCCACAACCUCAAAUAACACACACACACACACACACACACACACACAUUUACAUGUGUUUCUAUGCCUUAUGCUGGAUUCAAGGUCUCUUAAAAAAUUCAGACUUCCCAGUUGGGAAGAAGAUGACUUGCCUUGUACUUCAGUACUUGAGCACGUUGUUUGGUCUUCCAUGUGUGCUCAGACUAUAAUUACCAUAUUUCUAACUGUACAGUACUUCAAGGCUCCACACUGCUUUGCCUCAAAUAACAUAUGCAGACGCACAGUCUUUAUUUAUAUAGUGUGAUGUGUUUUUGAAGUUCUUUUGUCUGUCAGAAGUAUUUCUUUUAAUAUUGUGUAUGUUUUGCACUUUGUGAUCCGUCUGUUUUUAUGUUCCACAAUGUUAAUCUGAUGUCUUGAUG
This is a messenger RNA of Micropterus dolomieu (smallmouth bass), 2428 nucleotides long. Its product is annotated as coiled-coil domain-containing protein 138-like. NCBI's taxonomy places the organism in Eukaryota, Metazoa, Chordata, Actinopteri, Centrarchiformes, Centrarchidae. The record is from RefSeq and is a predicted model, not a curated record. Bases 234 to 2048 code for a protein of 604 amino acids. The transcript is spliced from 15 exons.